This is a messenger RNA of Hibiscus syriacus, 2042 nucleotides long. Its product is annotated as protein phosphatase 2C 70-like. Gene Ontology annotation, biological process: protein dephosphorylation. NCBI's taxonomy places the organism in Eukaryota, Viridiplantae, Streptophyta, Magnoliopsida, Malvales, Malvaceae. The transcript has 14 exons. The record is from RefSeq and is a predicted model, not a curated record. The coding region runs from base 151 to 1905 and encodes 584 amino acids. Gene Ontology annotation, molecular function: protein serine/threonine phosphatase activity; cation binding; protein binding.
AACAAAUUAUAUUUAAUACAGACAUUUGGAGAAGAGAGAGAUAAAAUUGGAGGCAGUGAGGUGCGAGGCGACCGAUUCAAAGCGAGGUUCUCGCUAAGAAGGGCGCAAUCCGAAAUCUAUGAUGAGAGGGAGCACGGGACGAAGGUGGCGAUGCUACAAAGCAUUGUCGUUUUCACUCUCAUUCUCUUUAUGUUGAACCUUCUCAGCAUCGCCAUCCUCGUCUUCGCCUUCAGACCAUGGCGCUUUUUCUUCUACUCCUAUCACUCUCGCACCGUCAAGGUUGGUGAAUUGGAGCGAUCUCUUGUAUCAAAUGAUGUAGAUGUAGCCCUAGAUCAAAGCAACAAUUUGACAAGAAAUUAUGAUUUAGACGGACAGUGUCACCGAACUGAAGCUCUUCUGCGGUCACCUCGUCGUACUCAAGGACUUAAUCACAAACAACGGCUUUCCUUUGCAUCUCCCUGUUCGGCUCUGGGUGAUAGUGUGGUUCUAGAUGUAUCUGAUCCUUUACAGGGUAUUUUGGUUGGUGAGACACUAAAGCGUCCAUUUGGGACAGAGCACUUUGUUCAACUACAAAAAUAUGGUAGGCCAGAAAAACAAAGUCAAAACUUGACAUUUGGUGCAGAAAAUGAUAGGCCACAGGAGUCUGGGCCAAAUGCCACCAGUGAUCAAAGAAGUUGCCUCUCUCUUGAGGUUGUGUCGGGUCCUUCUUGUGGACUUCAAUGUUCUGUAUUGUCAACGAGCACCGUAAAGGAACCGUUUACCCUUGGAAGAGUUCCUCCAAGUAAUUUAUUAUUGAAAGAUUUAGAGGUUUCCGGAAAGCAUGCAAGGAUAAAUUGGAAUUCAAAUAAAUUGAGAUGGGAGCUGGUGGACAUGGGUAGUCUGAAUGGAACACUGUUGAAUUCUCGUCCAAUUAAUCAUCCUGGUUCUGGAAGUAGGCAAUGGGGUAACCCGGUGGAACUUGCAAGUGGAGACAAAAUAACUGUUGGUACAACCUCAAAUAUUUAUGUUCAUAUUUCAUCCCAAAAUGAUCACUUGGUCCCUUUUGGAGUUGGUAUGACUUCAGACCCUAUGUCAUUGCGUCGAGGAGGAAAGAAGUUUCCUAUGGAAGAUGUCUGCUAUUAUCAAUGGCCUCUUCCUGGCAUUGAUCAGUUUGGAGUUUUUGGCAUCUGUGAUGGACAUGGUGGUGUUGAGGCGGCCAAAUCUGCAAGCAAGAUUCUGCCUGAGAUGGUUGCUACCAUUUUAUCAGAUUCUGUAAAAAGAGAGAGGGUUGUUUCCCAACAUGACUGCUCAGAUGUUCUUAGAGAUGCAUUCUCUCAGACAGAAGCACAUAUGGAUAACUAUUAUGAGGGCUGUACAGCAACACUGCUUCUGGUUUGGGCUGAUGCUGAUGACAGUUUAUUUGCACAAUGUGCAAAUGUUGGAGAUUCAGCUUGUUUUAUUAACGUGGAUGGUAAACAGAUUAAGAUGACUGAAGACCAUAAAAUAUCGAGUUAUUCUGAAAGAGUCCGAAUGGAAGGAACUGGGGAACCAUUAAAAGACGGGGAAACACGGUUAUGUGGUUUGAACCUCGCUAGAAUGCUUGGAGACAAAUUUGUGAAACAGCAAGAUUCCCGCUUUAGUUCUGAGCCCUAUAUAAGUCAAGUUGUGCGUAUCAAUAAAACAAGCAGGGCAUUUGCGCUACUGGCAAGUGAUGGAUUGUGGGAUGUUAUUAGCUUUAAGAAGGCAAUUCAGAUAGUUGUACAGAUGAGGGAGAGAUAUUCGAACGAUAAGGGGAAUUUGGCAGAGAAGAUUGCUGAUGUUUUAUUGAACGAGGCUCGAACUCUGCGAACAAAGGAUAACACCUCUCUUAUUUUCUUAGAUUUCGACACCACUUCCACAGUUCCUCCUUGUGGAGUCCAUCCCUGAUGUGCAUUUCAAGGCUUUGUAGUGUGAUUUUUUUGAUUAAUUAUUUCGAUGUUAUUUUCUGCUUGUAAUCACCCUUCCUUUAGGCCUUAGCCACAUUGAUGGCUGCUUCAGUGGAAUCUACUGUUUUCUCUCUUGCU